GGGCUUUCUCCAAGUUUCUACGAUCUGACGGCCACAGCCCGGUCAUGUUUAGUUUGGCUAGAUGUUCUCUUCUUCCUCCGCGAUUGUCUUGGUUAGCCUGGAAUGGUCGUCGCUUCUUUCAACAGCAAACGAGCUAUGAAGCAAAGUACGCGGAAAAACUGGCUAGAGUAGCUCAAGAACGAGGAACUAGCAUUGAAGCACUCAAGGCGAAACUCAGGGAGGAGGAGCAAGAGCGUAGGAGGAAAGCCUUGGCUUCAUCUGCCCGCCCAAAACAGCCGGCUGCAGGGGCACAGACGUCUGCUACCACUGGUUCAGCCCCAUCUGACGAUACCCCGGCUAUGCCAUCCUCGCAUGCCAGGAAAGAUAGUUCGCCUGUAAAGCCUCUUUCUUCCUUUCUCAAUGUGUCUCGACUUUUCGAAACACCUCACACAUCAGAGCAGGUAUCGGCGCUCUGGACUGCGUACCACUUAUUGCGGUCGCAAGGGACGGGUCGAGGUUACGUCUGCGCAUCCAUCCCGCUUGACACCUACCACCGCAUGUCGGACGUAGCAAAAAGGUACCCGACGUUCAUAAUCCCCGUGCCGAGGGAUCAGCCGGGAGAAGGCGAGAGGGCAUACGAGUUCUACUUCAUGCAAUGGGACUUCCAUGAAGCUCCGGAGGUACCCUCUCUAGAAUCGGCGAAGAAUCCCUUCGUGACGGGAAGGCGGGGAAAUCCGCAAACUUCUACGGUUCUAUUUACGCCGCUGCAGGAGUACAAGCUUCGACAAAGCUUCGCAACGCCUUACCUAGUCCUCACUCACUAUACCGACCUGGCCAAGACACAUGGGGUAGUGCUACUGCGCGGGGAAAUUACGCCGUCCGCCGCUGCCCCCGUACCUUCUGGAAGUGGUCAGGAGGAAGGGAAGUAUUUGCUGAGCCAGGGGGACGCGCAAGCUCUAGCCAUGAGCUUGCAGAGGUUCUACUUGUGGGGAACGGGUAAGGGGGAAACACAGGAAAGGUCGAAGGAAAGAGAAGAAUUGCUGAAGCGGUUCCACGAGGCUCCCCCUGAUUUCAAGUGGGAAGACUUACUCAAGCAUACCGACUUGACGGUGUAGCGUACGAAAUCGAUGGGGUAGUUCUCACUGUGAUUAUACAUAUACACAUACUCCUGCGUCGCGACGUUAAUGCCGGC
This is a messenger RNA of Gloeophyllum trabeum ATCC 11539, 1171 nucleotides long. RefSeq names its product ATP11-domain-containing protein. Gene Ontology annotation, biological process: mitochondrial proton-transporting ATP synthase complex assembly. Bases 45 to 1094 code for a protein of 349 amino acids. The record is from RefSeq and is a predicted model, not a curated record. Lineage: Eukaryota; Fungi; Basidiomycota; Agaricomycetes; Gloeophyllales; Gloeophyllaceae. Gene Ontology annotation, cellular component: mitochondrion. The transcript is spliced from 3 exons.